AUGGGUGAUAUUUUCGGCUUCCGCCCCUUCGUCGACCCAUCUAGCAAAGACCCCACCAUCCCCUUCCCCCUCGAUAACAUCGACUUGUCAAAAGUCCCCGAUGAGGCCAUCCUUGCGCUCUUCUCCACAGCCCCCAUCCUCCACCGCUUCGGCGGCACCCAAAUCGUGCGUCUCUCCCGCUCCCUCGUCCUCAAGGGCGGCUCCACCGCCUUUCCCGCCGAAGCCCACGCCAUAACCCUCGCGCGCGAGAAGACGCAGAUCCGUCUACCGGCCGUCCACCGCAUCAUCCCCGGUAAGCCAGACGACGGGUUUUUCGGCGAGAGAUGUUAUAUCGUCAUGGACUACAUUGACGGCGUCGGUCUGGAUGUGAGCUGGGAGGGCCUUGAUGCGGAUAAGCGCGCGGAUGUCGCCAGCCAGGUCGCUGCAAUGAUUGGGGAGAUGGGAAACCUCACCCUACCGCUGGUACCGUGGCCGAUCGGCGGCGUCAGACGCUGGAUGGGCCCGUGGUUCUCGGAUUAUGGCCGCUGCGAGCUGCGAGACGGUGGGGGAGAUGGAGGCGUGGUUUAA
Messenger RNA from Pseudogymnoascus verrucosus, 567 nucleotides. RefSeq lists its product as uncharacterized. The transcript has 2 exons. Bases 1 to 567 code for a protein of 188 amino acids. The record is from RefSeq and is a predicted model, not a curated record. Lineage: Eukaryota; Fungi; Ascomycota; Leotiomycetes; Thelebolales; Thelebolaceae.